AUGGGCCCGCCCGUGCAGCUGCGCGUGCUAGUGACGGGGAUACGCGUCAAGGAUGCGCGUCCCUACUUCCUUCAGCUUCAGACUCUGCGCUCGCGCGACUCGAAACCAAACCCCGUGAGCGUUGGCGAUGACCUCGUGGGACUGUCCCAGGCCGGAACCGCGGCGAGGACGGAGACCACGGAGGUCACCUCCGCGCCCGAGUUCACCAACCGAGCUUUCGUGAUGACCGUGCCGAGGGACCAGGCGGGAGGCCUGGUGCCGCAGGGCGCCGCGGACCUGCUCGGCGGCAGGGACUGGCCCGGAAACGACGAUGGUCCCGGGGUGGCCAUCGGCGACGGUCCUCCCGCGCUCCUGUGCCAGCUGUUCGCGCGCAAGACCGCGCUCAACAGCGCGAUGGGCCACGACAUCCUCUGCGGCACGGGGUACGUCGAGUUUUUCGGACCCACCGUGCAGCGCCUGCAGCGCGGCGAGGCGGUCAGCGUCAACGUCGCGCUGGAGUCUCCCGAGGGGAGGGACCCCGCGCAGCUCUCGCUUCAGAUCACCAUGCUCGACACCAACCUCGCGGGCGCCGUGGGCACGCGCGAUAAGCCGUCGGGCACGGGCCGGUCCCUUCGCGUCUCCGUGCUGGUCCACUCGGCGAAGAACCUACCGACGGACGAGGCUUCGGGCAGGGCGCCGGCCGCGUUCGUCGCGGCGAAAACGAUGCGAGAGGCUGCGGCGCGUCUACCGUCGAGGGCGGCGACGAGGGCGCUCAAGGGCGAGACGGAUCCCAUAUGGAACGAGGUUGUCACGGUUGAAGUCGGAGAAAAAGAGCUGGACCGAGAGAAGGUGCUCCUCGCCGUCGUAAACCACGACACCAACAAGCUGAUGGCCAAGGCGGCGAUACCCCUGCGCGCCCUGUCCGUGGGUAGGCACUAUAACCUGUCGCUGCAGCUCGGUAACGGCGCGAGCCUGAAUUGCACGGUGGUGAUGCCCAGCGCGCCCGAGCGCGAGCUGAAGACGCUCGAGCAAAAGUCGGGAACCACGAGGGUCGAGGCGAGCGUCAUGGGCAUCUCCGGCGGCGGCGACAACGGCGCGGGAUACGAGGGUCCGGUCACCGCGGUCUGGUCCCUCGCGUCGUCGGCGUCGUCCGCGAAGUCAGCGGGCGCCGGCAAAGUCAAGGUUUACACUUCCGUGAACGCCGGAAGCGAGGACAGCGUCGUGCAGGCGCUGUCGAGCAUCAGCGCGGAGAAGACCACGGACGUCGUGCCGACGCUUCAAGGGAGCAGCCUGUCGGGCCCGCCGUUGUGGCCGUCCGGUCACCGCGCCGCGUUUUACUGCUCGUCCAACGCCAUAUCCCACGGCGCCGCGAUCGUGCUCGAGCUGCACAACGGCGGCGGUAUGAUUGGCCGCGCGGUGAUGCCCACGGAUGACCUCGGCCCCGGUGGCAAGCCGAGCUCGUUGAACGACGUGCCCCUGGUGAGCCGCGGCGAGGAGGUCGGCCGGGUGACCGUCACCGCGCGCGUGUGGCCGCGUGACGAGCUCCUCCAGUCCAGGAAGAAGGAGGUUCAGGGAGGAUUCGACCCCGGCGGCGGGCUCGGCGUCGGCGGCGAGGGCGCCUGGAUGCUGAGCGCCAUGGCGACGGACAUGAUUGACAAGCAGGCUGCCCUGGACGACGCGCUCGCGAGGCUGGAGGCUUCCGAGCGCAGGGUUGAGAACCUCAAGUUUCGGUACCAGGAGGCUGAGGCGUCCAGGCAGCGCCUGGAGGGUGACAACGCGGAGCUCAGGCGGCUGCUGCACGAGGAGCGCAACGCGGACCCGGCUGCCGGGUUGCAGGCGCUGGGCCUCAACGGCGUCGACGACUUGAUGGAGGCGAAAGAUCGGCUUGGUCAGCUCGCGGCGAGGUACGCGCAGGAGAAGCGACGCAACGCCGAGCUCGUGCACCGACUCAAGGCUGUGCACGAGCAGACGGUCCAGGCGGAGCAGCUCAAGGGUAGGCACCUCGAGCUGCAGGAGGCGCACGCGGAGCUGAGCAGGUACCUUCAGAAGUGCGAGCGCGAGGCGGCGAGGGUCGGCAAGUGCCGCGCGACGAUCGAGAUGCAGGAGGGGAUCAUCGCGAGGCUCGAGGGGCUGCUGGAGCAGUCGGUGGUUGACGGACGAAGGCUCGCCGAGGCUGAGGCUGAGGCUUCGCGCCUCCGCGACGCCAACGCCAUGCUCCAGUCCGGUCCGGAUUACGAGGAGCUCGCGAUCCUCCGCGACGAGGUGAAGGACCUGCGACUGGCGUACCAGGAGCGGGAACGCGACCACCGAGACCUGCAGGCUGAGCGAGUCGCGCUCACGCUCAGGAGCGAAAAGGCGGAGGCGAACGCCAUCGCGAGCAACAACGAGAUGCUCGAGGUGUCCAGGCGCUGCGCGCGGGAAAUCGCGGGUCUUCGCGCCAAGCUCGCGGAGAAGGACGCGCAGCUCAUGGGCGGGUUCGGUUCCGUCAGCAACAUGAUCCUCCAAGAGUACGGUAAGGUCGGUCGUCUCACCACCAUGGAGCCGAUACACUCGCCCGACGGGGAUGUCACGGACCCAACACGACGGAUGGUGGGGAAUUCGCAACCCGACCUGAGAGGCGCAGCCGUCGAGCCGAGGCCCCCGUCGGGGUCGCCCGGCGGGUCGUCGAGGCCGGCGAGCGUCGGAAAGAUGUCGGGAGCGUCCCCGCCGGGAUCGAGGCGAGGGCCCUCGAGCGGCGGCUCGUCGUCCGGAUCCGGAUCGGGCCCGUCGUCGAGCUCGUCCGGUUCGGGUUCCUCCGGUUCCGGUUCCAGGCCCACGUCGAGCGUCGGUAAAAGCGGAGCUGGUUCGGCGUCGGCGUCGAGGCCGGGUUCGAGGCCCGCGACGGGAGCUUCCGGUCGAUGA
Micromonas commoda is the source of this 2880-nucleotide messenger RNA. RefSeq lists its product with no specific name. The record is from RefSeq and is a predicted model, not a curated record. Gene Ontology annotation, cellular component: peroxisome. Lineage: Eukaryota; Viridiplantae; Chlorophyta; Mamiellophyceae; Mamiellales; Mamiellaceae. The transcript has 2 exons. The coding region runs from base 1 to 2880 and encodes 959 amino acids.